Molecule: messenger RNA, 1825 nt
Organism: Mustela lutreola (European mink)
Lineage: Eukaryota; Metazoa; Chordata; Mammalia; Carnivora; Mustelidae
Gene: WNT9A
Product: Wnt family member 9A
Exons: 5
Coding region: 463-1350 (295 amino acids)
Biological process (GO): multicellular organism development; canonical Wnt signaling pathway; neuron differentiation
Cellular component (GO): extracellular region
Molecular function (GO): frizzled binding; cytokine activity
Source: RefSeq, a predicted model, not a curated record
GCGCGAUGGUCAGCCGCCGAGGCGCGGCAAGAUGCUGGAUGGGCCCCUGCUGGCGCGCUGGCUGGCCGCGGCCUUCGCGCUGACGCUGCUGCUCGCCGCGCUGCGCCCCUCGGCCGCCUACUUCGGGAAGGCAAGCAGGACGGCCUGGGACAGAGGAGGAUGAAAGCAGCUCUGUGUCUCAGAAGACCACACGGCGGGUCACAGCGCAUCUGAAGACCGUCAGCGGUGAUCACGGCACGGGCGUAGCGCGUGUGCGAAGGCCAGCUGCCUCUGACUGGUCUCACUUCUGGGGGUAACACAUCAUCUCUCCUGGAAUCUGGCACUGACCAACAUGGGGUGGACCACAGGCUGACAGGCAGCGAGCCCCUGACCAUUCUCCCACUGACCCUGGAGCCUGAGGCUGCCGCCCAGGCACACUACAAGGCGUGUGACCGACUGAAGCUGGAGCGCAAGCAGAGGCGCAUGUGCCGCAGAGACCCAGGCGUGGCCGAGACGCUGGUGGAGGCGGUCAGCAUGAGUGCGCUGGAGUGCCAGUACCAGUUCCGGUUCGAGCGCUGGAACUGCACGUUGGAGGGCCGCUACCGGGCCAGCCUGCUCAAGCGGGGUUUCAAGGAGACCGCCUUCCUGUACGCCAUCUCCUCGGCGGGCCUGACACAUGCCCUGGCGAAGGCAUGCAGUGCCGGCCGCAUGGAGCGCUGCACCUGUGACGAGGCCCCAGACCUAGAGAACCGUGAGGCCUGGCAGUGGGGGGGCUGUGGGGACAACCUCAAGUACAGCAGCAAGUUCGUCAAGGAGUUCCUGGGCCGGCGGUCGAGCAAAGAUCUGAGAGCCCGUGUGGACUUCCACAACAACCUCGUGGGUGUGAAGGUAAUCAAGGCCGGGGUGGAGACCACAUGCAAGUGCCACGGAGUAUCGGGCUCCUGCACCGUGCGGACAUGCUGGCGGCAGCUGGCGCCCUUCCACGAAGUGGGCAAACGCCUAAAACACAAGUACGAGACGGCACUCAAGGUGGGCAGCACCACCAACGAGGCCACGGGCGAAGCCGGCGCCAUCUCUCCGCCUCGGGGCCGGGCGGCAGGGACAGGUGGCGGCGACCCACUGCCCCGCACACCAGAGCUCGUGCACCUGGAUGACUCGCCCAGCUUCUGCCUGGCCAGCCGUUUCUCUCCGGGGACCGCCGGUCGCAGGUGCCACCGGGAGAAGAACUGUGAGAGCAUCUGCUGUGGGCGUGGCCACAACACACAGAGUCGGGUGGUGACCCGGCCCUGCCAGUGCCAGGUUCGCUGGUGCUGCUACGUGGAGUGUAGGCAGUGCACACAGCGUGAGGAGGUCUACACCUGCAAGGGCUGAGCUCCCAGUCCGGCCCGGCCUGGCUGGUGCAGGGUAGAGGCUGUGCGUGCAGCAUUGGGUGUCUGCACUUGCAGGGGCUGAGCCCCCGGUCAGACCCAGCCCGGCUGCUGUAGGGUAGAGGCUGUGCGUGCAGCGCGGAGGUGUCUACAUCUGCAGGGGCUGAGCCCCCGGUCUGGCCUGGCCCAGCUGCUGCAGGGUGGAGGUUGUGCGUACCGGGUGAGGGGUCUGCAACUGCAGGGGCAGAGCCCAUGGGCUGUGGCCCUCAGCGCACUUGGCACAUGGUGGCAGGAGCCCAGACAUUGGCUGACUUGGCUGUCUAUGCCCUUUGUCCCCCCUCCAGAGUCCCAGAGGUGGGGAGUGGCCCUGGUCUGGCCCCUGCAUCCCCUUUGUCCACCCCCACCCCCUGACCUGAGAGCAUUGUACAAUGCUUUCCAAACUCUGUCCAUCCCUAAGAGGCCAGUUACUGCAGAGCGAC